AGGGGGCGAGAGGUAGUAGUGUGUAGUGGGUGCAGAACUGCAGCAGCGCAGCACCGAGCAGGGAGGGAGGGGGCGACCCGGAGUCUUUGAAAGGAUAGAGGGCGAUGACCACACCGGCAGGCUCUGGCACAGGCUUCGGCUCCGUGUCCUGGUGGGGCUUGUCCCCAGCGCUGGACCUGCAGGCUGAGAGUCCUCCUGUGGACCCAGAUUUGCGGGAGGAUACAGAGCACACGACCCCCGAGCUAGAUGUACUGCUGGUGGGAUCCGUGGAUGGGCGGCACCUGCUUCGGACUCUGGCCCGCGCAGCUCUCUGGCCUCGCAGGAGGUUACAUUUCUAUGUGCUUGAGAAUAAUCUGGAAGCUGUGGCCCGACACAUGCUGAUCUUCAGCCUAGCCUUGGAGGAACCUGAGAAGAUGGGGCUGCAAGAGAGGAGCGAGACCUUCCUGGAGGUGUGGGGGAACGCGUUGCUGCGCCCCCAGGUGGCCGCCUUCGUGCGCGCGCAGGCCGACCGCCUGGCGCGCCUGGUCCCGGAGCCCCACCGCCUGGCGGAGCAGCUGCCCUGGCUCAGCCUGAGCGCCCUCAAGUUCCGCGAGCGCGACGCGCUGGAGGCUGUGUUCCGCUUCUGGGCCGGCGGGGAGAAGGGUCCUGAGGUCUUCCCCAUGAGCCGCCUCUGGGACUCCAGGCUGCGUCACUACCUGGGCUCCCGUUACGACGCCCGGCGCGGUGUCAGCGACUGGGAUUUGCACAUGAAGCUGCACGACCGCGGGGCCCGAGUCAUCCACACUCGCGAGUUCCGGCGUUGGAGGGACACAGGCGUCGCCUUUGAACUCAGAGACUCCAGCGCCUACCACGUGCCCAACCGGACCCUUGCGUCUGGCCGCCUCCUGAGCUAUCACGGGGAGCGUGUCGCUACUCGCGGGUACUGGGGGGACAUUGCCACGGGACCAUUCGUGGCCUUUGGCAUCGAAGCGGACGAUGAGAGCCUCCUGCGGACCAGCAACGGACAGCCAGUCAAGACCGCGAGUGAGAUCACCCAGCACAACGUGACGGAGCUGUUCCGAGAGGUGGCCGCCUGGGGGCGCCCGACAGCCAACCACGGAACCCCUGAGCAGGUGCACGGCGAGGGCCCUGGAAGCCCGGAGCGCGGUAAGCGCGCUGCCCCUUCCCCGGAAUUCACCGUUCACUUCCUGCCUCUCGGCUCUGCCCAAACCCUUCACCACAAGAGCUGCUACGAGGGACGGUUCCAGCUUCUCUACGUGGCCUGUGGGAUGGUGCAUCUUCUCAGCCCUGACCUCGGGGCUUGCGUGGCUCCCGGAGGACACCUGAUCGUGGAAUUAGCCCGGUACCUGGUAGACCUGCGGCAAGAGCAGCUGCAGGGGUUUUCCGCCCGGGCCGGGGAGCUAGCUCAGGCGGCUGGAUUCACCCCGCAGAACCAGGACAGGCCCUCUGAGACCUUCGCACGCUUCUACAAGUCCGGGGACUCUGCUUGCCUCCGCAGCCACGCCGCUGUGCAAUCCACGACUCCGCCCCCUGGCGCCCUGGCCCCGCCCUCUGUACAAUCCGCGACUCCGCCCCCUGGCGCCCUGGUCCCGCCCCCUGUACAAUCCGCGACUCCGCCCCCUGGCGCCCUGGUCCCGCCCGCUGUACAAUCCGCGACUCCGCCCCCUGACGCCCUGGUCCCGCCCCUUGAGGCAAGGAACCCGCCCCCGGAGGGCCUGACCCAGCCUUCGGAAGGCAAGACCCCACCCUCUGAGCGCCUCAAACUACCCUCAGAGUCUCGGGCUUCACUCUCAGAGGUUCAGGCUCCGCCCACAGGGAGUCAGACCCCAAAACCAGAGAGUCUACCCCGACUGCCAGAUACCCAGCCCCCCAUCUCUGACCUCUAGUCAGGUCCCGGAAGUAGAGCCCGCCUGUAGAAUACUCAGUUACACUCUCAACAUUCUCAAUCAGCUUCAGAGGUGUUGCUAGAAUUUCAGAUUACAUUCCUGGGAUGCUAUAGUCUGUUCUUAGAAUUCUAGAUGGUUCUCUCAGAGUUCUCCAUUUCAUUCCUGAGCCUCUACACACAGUCUGGCGAUCUGGCCCUGAGGCUCGGGCCCUCUGUGUGGUCCCCUUGUCGCCAGAGGUCCUGUUUUAACUGGGGUUUGGGGUGGUCUGCUCUCAAGGGCUAGUCAGCACCCACAUGGUCCAAGUAAAGAGAGUGGGGUCCUCUUC
This is a messenger RNA of Panthera uncia (snow leopard), 2211 nucleotides long. RefSeq names its product dynein axonemal assembly factor 3-like. The transcript has 12 exons. Gene Ontology annotation, biological process: motile cilium assembly; axonemal dynein complex assembly. NCBI's taxonomy places the organism in Eukaryota, Metazoa, Chordata, Mammalia, Carnivora, Felidae. The coding region runs from base 105 to 1886 and encodes 593 amino acids. The record is from RefSeq and is a predicted model, not a curated record.